Molecule: messenger RNA, 1940 nt
Organism: Thamnophis sirtalis
Lineage: Eukaryota; Metazoa; Chordata; Lepidosauria; Squamata; Natricidae
Gene: MORN4
Product: MORN repeat containing 4
Biological process (GO): response to axon injury
Cellular component (GO): cell projection
Source: RefSeq, a predicted model, not a curated record
CAGCGACCGGUAAAGCGGGGUGCAGAGCCGUUGUAGUCUACUAGAUGGGCGUGGUUCCGGGCUGCAGGGCAUGACUUAAGGAUGCUGGGCUCGGUCGCGGAGCUGUCAAAAGAGACUUUGCAGUGAGCAGUUUUGAUUCCACUACUGAGGGAUGCUGCCUGGGGCUGCUAUCCUGUCUUCCUGAAAGUUAGUAUCAUGACCUUGACUAAAGGCUCAUUCACUUACUCCAGUGGAGAGGAAUACUGUGGAGAAUGGAAGGAAGGACGUCGACAUGGUAUUGGACAAUUGACUUUUGCUGAUGGCAGCAUUUACAUAGGACAUUUUGAAAAUGGUCUCUUCAAUGGAUAUGGAGUACUCAAUUUUGCAGAUGGUUCCAGAUAUGAAGGGGAGUUUGUGCAAGGAAAAUUCAAUGGUGUUGGAGUCUUCACACGCUAUGACAACAUGAUCUUCGAGGGAGAAUUCAAGGGUGGAAGGGUUGAUGGUUUUGGACUUUUGACUUUUCCUGAUGGCUCUCAUGGGAUACCCCGUAAUGAAGGCUUUUUUGAAAACAACAAACUCCUGCGACGGGAAAAGUGCCAGACAGUGGUCCAACGUGCACAGAGUGCCUCCAAGAUGGCACACAGCUUGACAGCAUAAGGGGUAUAUAUUCUACCAUAACACAGGGCUUUCUUAUGACUGGCAGCCUAACCCAGAGGUUGGUAAGAGUGUGGAGUGCAAGAUUCACAGAGGCAAAUACCAUCUCUAGGAUGCAAACUAUUAUAAUUGAACCCUGCUUGCCUUUAUCAUUUCCUUAAGCAGCUUGGCCCCUAUAAUGUGAACUGGUGCCAAAACUCAGCUAUGAAACCUAUGUCUCCUGCCAGUAUCACAUCCAAGAUCAUAGCAAUUCCUUUGUCAGAAGCAUUUUCCAUUAGACAGAUUGCUAAUCCUAUAACCCCACAAUUGAGUUGGGCACAAUGGGUAUCCCAAUUACUGGGGCUCGUUAAUAUACAAUCCAUCUUUCUUGCCACAUACCUAACACAGCUGGAAUGUUAUCGUUAUAUGAUCAGUUGAGUUGGUUUUCAGUGGUCAAAGGAGGAUUAAAGAAUUUGCAUUUAGUUUAAUUUUCUAUCUUCUUAUAUGUCCCUAAAGCUCUAGUUGAUUCCUCACUGCUCAGUCUUCCUUUCUUUAUAAAAAUUAAAUGAAUAAAAUAUAAAUGAAUAAGUAGAAAAAGCAAAAAGAAUUAACAUAUUGAGUGGCAUUAAGAAUUCUAGACUUUCUGAAUGUGACUUUUAACAAUUUUGCAGAUCAGCCUAAGAAGAAUGUCUGAGUUCUGCUACACUUUAUGCUUUAGGCUCCAGAAUAGAUCCAGGAUCUCUUUCCACUCUUUAUUCUAGCCUUGUGUUUUACACAAUUUGCUAAGGCCGUUUUCACUGUGAGCUUCUUGUGUGAGACAGCAUUUCACAAUUAUUCCUUCCUUACAUGAGAUGCAGGUCACUUAACUAAGGGCCCUAGUAGGAAGAGAUUCACUAAGCUCCAGAGAUGUUACAUGGUUUUCAUCUACCAUAGUGCCAUAUAUAUAUAUAUACAGCUGUAUCAUUUUACAAAUGUUAAAAAGGGAGUAUCAUUACUUUUUAAAGCCUUGCCUCUGCUAGUCAUAGGACAAGGCAAAGGUUUGCAAAUUUCUUCCUACUUCAAAACUGGAAGUUCUUUGCACACAAAUACUCCUAGUCUCCACCCACACUUCCCUCUUUUGGCUUCUGAAAUUUUACCACACAUUCCAUUAAUAUUUCAAGCCUGACUUUGCUGCCUUAAUGGCUAGACAUUUGCUUUAAACUAAAAAUGAAUCUCAGGAUGCUGAUCACUAGUCCAAUAUAUUAUCAUAGAAUAAUGGCAUGUAUAGCCCUAUAUGUAUCCAAAAUAAGCAACAGCAUCUUUUAUACAGUGCUGUAAAGCUAAAGGAG